GUUCUCAUCUACCUUCUGAUGAAGACAUCAGCUUCAUCAUUCUCCUUCUCAAUCUCUCUCCCCCACCACCAUCUUCAUGUGGGCAACUCUCUUCUGUAGCUGAUAUAAAUAAUCAUCGACUUUCUCUUUGUUGUGGAAAUUAUCGAAUAAGCUGAAAAAAAGAUGGAGCAAGGACAUAUUGAUGAUAUAAUUAAUAGAUUAUUGCAGCUUCGGGAUGGAUCCGGAAAGCAUAUCCCAUUGUGCGAGUUCGAGAUCCGGCAACUGUGUAUGGUGUCUCAAAAGAUUUUCUUGAAACAGCCCAGUUUGUUAGAGCUUGAAGCACCCAUCAAGAUUUGUGGUGACAUCCAUGGUCAAUAUCCUGAUCUCUUGAGACUUUUUGAUCUUGGUGGUUACCCUCCAAAUACCAACUACUUAUUUUUGGGCGAUUAUGAGGACCGUGGCAAGCAAAACCUGGAAACAAUAUGUCUUCUCCUUGCAUAUAAAAUUAAGUAUCCUAAAAAAUUUUUCCUCUUGAGAGGAAACCACGAAACUGCUUCUAUAAGCAAAGACUAUGGUUUUAGAAAAGAGUGUAUCAGAAGAUUCAAUUCUCGACUAUGGGACACAUUCAUAGUUUGUUUUGACUGUCUACCAGUUGCAGCCUUAAUUGAUGAGAAAAUCCUCUGCAUGCAUGGAGGCAUAUCUGAAGAGUUGGAUGAUUUGGAUCAAAUUAGAGAAAUACAACGUCCGACUGAUGUACCAUAUUCAGGUUUGGUCUGUGAUCUUCUGUGGUCAGAUCCCAGUCAAGAUUUUCAAGGUUGGAGGUUUAAUAAUGGCAGGGGAGCCGGGCAAACGUUUGGUUCAGAUCAAGUGACAGAAUUUCUGCAGAAACAUGAUCUAGAUCUCAUUUGUCGAGCUCACGAGGUUGUGGAGGAUGGAUACGAGUUCUUUGCCAGCAAGCAGCUUGUAACUAUAUUUUCGGCACCCAAUUAUAUGGGAGAGUGCAACAAUGCUGGUGCCAUCUUAAAUGUCGAUGAAAAUCUGAUGUGCUCUCUACAAAUACUAGAGCCUGAUCAGCUCAGCUCGUAAACGCCACAAAACUUAAUUCCCAUGAAUUGAUUUUAUGAAGAUCGAUUGACUAGGUAUAUUUUCCCAUUUGUAUGUGCAAAUCUUAUGUACUUUGUUUAAUUUUUCCAGCUUUUGCGACUCAAUCAAAUUUGUAAAACUGUAAUGAGGAAAAACUUAACUCGAAUGGAAAGGCAAGGGAAUUAAUCUCGAGGUGCCAAAUCAACAUGAUGGCUAAGAGGUUUUCUAAAGUUCCUCUAAAGUUGAAAUGACCCUUCUUCUAUGUGAUGAGAAGUAUUUUCAUCCAUUUUGAA
Pistacia vera is the source of this 1355-nucleotide messenger RNA. Its product is annotated as serine/threonine-protein phosphatase PP1 isozyme 1-like. Bases 163 to 1065 code for a protein of 300 amino acids. The record is from RefSeq and is a predicted model, not a curated record. The transcript is spliced from 3 exons. Gene Ontology annotation, cellular component: nucleus; cytoplasm. NCBI's taxonomy places the organism in Eukaryota, Viridiplantae, Streptophyta, Magnoliopsida, Sapindales, Anacardiaceae. Gene Ontology annotation, molecular function: protein serine/threonine phosphatase activity.